AUGGCGAUUAAUAACCGGCUGCAACUGCUCUUUAAACAUAAGAAAGCCGACGCAACCCCAGAUGCUACAUCUAAUACUAAUAACGACAGCCCGGCUAAUCAAAAGACCGCGGAUGUAUAUGACAGGGAAGACGGCCUCGGUGACAAGCCCAGCGAUGAAGCUGUCCCGACACAGGAUGCCCAAAGCGGUAUCCAGAAGAUACAAGCUGCGACUCUGGUCUGGAGCCGAUGGUCGCUUGCCGGUAUUCUGUUCUCGCUCUGGCUUGUUACUCUAGCCAACGGUUUCCGGACUGCAAUCCAGGCCAGUUUGACACCGUACGCUACUAGCGAUUUCCAGAGCCACUCACUCCUUACCGUGAUCAAUAUUGUCUCGGGGGCCAUGACAUCUGCGCUAUAUAUCCCUGUUGCCAAGUUAGUGGAUGUUUGGGGGCGUGCGGAGAGUUGGCUCUUGAUGGUGGGAUUCUCAACCUUGGGCAUGGUCAUGAUGGCAGCGUCAAAGAACCUCGAAACGUACUGUGCUGCAGAUGUGUUCUACUCCGUUGGCUUUGGUGGAAUGAACUAUAUUCUCUGCGUCAUUGCGGCUGAUGUGACGAGCUUAAGGAAUCGUGGUAUUGCAUUCGCAUUCACCUCGUCCCCAUGGAUGAUUACAGCUUUCGCCGGCUCCAAAGCCGCCGAGAAAUUUCUUAUUAAUGUCGAUUGGCGGUGGGGGUUUGGCGCUUUUGCGAUUAUCCUUCCCUUCAUUGCCUCCCCGGUUUACUUCAUUUUGAAGUUCAGCAUGAAGAAGGCCGAGAAACAAGGCCUGAUCGCUCCCACAGCGCGCAGUGGCCGAACGCUCUCAGAGAACAUUCGGUUUUACUUCUUCGAAUUUGAUCUUCCCGGCGUGGUUCUCUUCGCAGCCGGACUGACCGUCUUCCUGCUGCCAUUCACUCUGGCCUCCCGUGCUCCCAACGGCUGGGGAACGGAUUAUAUCAUCGCCAUGAUCGUCGUUGGUUUCGUGGUUUUGGUUCUCUUUGCUCUCUAUCAGCUAUAUCUCGCACCUGUUCCUUUUAUCAAGCACAAGUUUCUGCUUGACCGCACCAUCAUCGGUACCUGCCUCCUCAAUGCGACCUACCAAAUGGCCUACUAUUGCUGGAAUAGCUAUUUUACUUCCUUUCUCCAAGUGGUUAGUAACCUUGGAGUAGCAGAGGCUGGCUAUGUGAACAGUACUUUUCAGGUCGUCUCCGGGCUGCUUCUCUUCAUGGUUGGUUAUGCGAUCCGCAAGACGGGCUACUUCCGCUGGCUGCUCUGGAUUGGCGUGCCCUUGUAUAUCUUUGCACAGGGAUUGAUGAUCCAUUUCCGACAGCCCAACCAAUAUAUCGGAUACAUUGUCAUGUGCGAGAUUUUCAUCUCCAUCGGCGGCUCCACCUUUAUCCUCAUCGGGCAGCUAUCGGUUCUAGCAGCGGUGGACCACCAACACGUCGCAGCAGCCCUCUCGGUGCUCUUCAUCUUUGGUGGCAUCGGAGGAUCCAUCGGCAACGCCAUUUCCGGUGCCAUCUGGACAAAUACCUUCCUGCCUGCGCUGCAACGCAAGCUCCCCGCAUCGGCCCUGCCGGAUGUUUUGACCAUCUAUUCCAGUCUCCCUGCACAGCUGGCCUAUCCGAAGGGCACCCCGGAACGGCUCGCCAUCCAGGAAUCUUACGGCUAUGCCCAGACGAGGAUGCUGGCGGCCGGAACUGGAUUGAUGGUGGUGUGCUUUGCAUGGGUGGCGAUGAUCCGCAACUAUAACGUCAAGAAGAUGACACAAACCAAGGGAGUUGUCUUCUAG
Molecule: messenger RNA, 1803 nt
Organism: Aspergillus melleus
Lineage: Eukaryota; Fungi; Ascomycota; Eurotiomycetes; Eurotiales; Aspergillaceae
Exons: 4
Coding region: 1-1803 (600 amino acids)
Biological process (GO): transmembrane transport
Molecular function (GO): transmembrane transporter activity
Source: RefSeq, a predicted model, not a curated record